CAUCCAGAGGAGAGUAAGCUGCUUUCUGACACCAGGAGUAGGCAGCCCAUUACCUUUGUCCCUCCCGCCCACGACCAUGGCCGCAGAUCUUCUGCCCCUGCUCUUCCAGCAAACCUGGAAUCUUCAAGAACCUGCCCCUUCCAGCACGCCGUUCGUGGAGAUAAUUGAGCAGCCGAAGCAACGGGGCAUGCGCUUCCGCUACCAGUGUGAGGGGCGUCUGGCGGGCUCCAUUCCGGGGGAGCGAAGCACAGACACCACCAAGACCCACCCCACCAUCAAGGUCCACAACUACAUGGGUCCCGGCAAGAUCCGCAUUUCGCUGGUGACCAAGGAGUCCCCGCAUCGGCCUCACCCGCAUGACCUGGUGGGCAAAGACUGCAAGGAGGGCUUCUACGAGGCCGAGCUGUCUCCGGAGCGCUCCAUCCACAGCUUCCAGAACCUGGGCAUCCAGUGCGUGCGGAAACGGGACCUGGACAAAGCCGUGGCCAAGCGGAUUGAGACCUGCAACAACCCCUUCAAGGUGCCUGUGGAGGAGCUGAAAGGCGACUACGACCUCAAUGCCGUCCGCCUGUGUUUCCAGGUGUGGAUUCGCAGUGCGGGCAGCGGGUGCUUGGCCGCGCUGCCCCUGGUGAUCUCACAGCCGAUCUACGACAAUCGUGCUCCCAACACUGCCGAGCUGAAGAUCUGCCGUGUCAACCGCAAUUCGGGGAGCUGCCUCGGAGGCGAUGAGAUUUUCCUUCUCUGCGACAAAGUACAGAAAGAGGACAUCGAAGUCCGCUUCUUCAAGGACGCGUGGGAGGCAAAGGGCUCUUUCUCGCAGGCCGACGUGCACCGCCAGGUGGCCAUCGUCUUCAAGACCCCGCCGUACAUGGACCAAGCCCUCCGGGAGCCGGUGACGGUGCAGAUGCAGCUGCGUCGCCCGUCGGACAAGGAGGUCAGCGGCCCCAUGGAGUUCCGCUAUCUCCCCGAUGAAGGCGACUUUCACCGUAUCGAGGAGAAACGCAAACGGACACUGGGCACCUUCAAGAAUUUUGUACAGAAAACGCCCUUUGCAGUCGGAGCUCCGGAAUCACGUGCCCAGCGCCGCAUCGCUGUUCCCAAACCAGGGCAGGGGCGGCCCAGUACCACCGGCAUUUCCGGACUCAUGGGCACGCCAGGACAGCCCCCAGCCGCCAAGCCCCAGCCCCCGCCGCAGCCGACUCCUGGCUUCUUCAGCGGAGCGAGCCACGCCGCACUGCCUCCCGCGGCCACCAUGCAGCCGGGCUUCAGCACGGUGAACAUGGAAGAGCUGUCGGGGCUCGGGGUGGCCCAGCCGGUGCAGCCCGACACGGACGCCGCCAUCGCCGACGCCUUCCUGCACCUCCACUUCGAGGGGGCAGACGCCGGCGCCAUGGAGCUCGGAGGCAUCCUGGACGACGCGCCCUACACCAGCCUGGAGGCCAUCAACACGGCCGACUUCCGGCAGCUCCUCUCGGAAGGGCCCAGCGCGGCAGCGGCGGCCUCCGCCUCCGCCUCCACCCUGGCCUCAGACAACCAGGCCACUCUGCUGACCUACCCGGAGUCCAUCACCCGCCUGGUCAGCCAGCGGAGGGCUGAAGGGGAGCCGCCCCGAGGCGAGGAAGGCGGGGGCGGCAGCUCCGCCAACCCCUUCAUGAACGGCCUGCUGCCCCCCGUGCCUGGCGAGGACAGUUUCACCUCCAUGGUCGAUCUGGACUUCAGCUCGCUCCUCAACCAGCUGAACUCUUAAGGAGCGUUGGAAGGAGGCCGCCGGCCGCCCUGCUUGCGCUCACGCCCCUCCGUGCCUCUCCUCACCUGGACUUGCACGCCGUCUCCGUUCGCCGGGGUUUCUCCGCCACUGGUUCCUUUCGAGACAGGUGGGCCAGCCUCCAAGGAGGACUUCGACAGGCGAGGGACCGAUCUCCUGGAACGGCAGCAGUGAGCUUCCCCGGCGUCUCUCCCCGGGGGCGUGAGGUCUCUUCGUAGGAGAGGUGGGGGCCGGCAACUGGGUUUACACCAGAAGGGGGCAGUGGGCAGGCACCCCACCCCGGGGACAGCCUCUGCCAUUUCUAGUUGGUUGAAAAGGUUCUCUCUCAACUACGGAGUGCUCAGAAGAUAAAACGUGCCUUCGCGAGCUACUUGGGACCCUUUCGUUGUUCCAUGACCCCUCCGGGGUGCAUCAAGGGUUGGUUCCUCACCCCGCUGGCAGAGCAUUUCCAUCCUUGCUCGAGAGCUACUUUUGCCCUGCUGAAAUUAUAGUGAUUGUUCUCCUUCCCCUGGAAGAGGCAAAGUCUCUGACCGUGUGCAGAGAAUGCUUCCCCACCCCCAAGAAACAGCUCUAGAUAUCUCCGGCCUGCAAGUGGGCCUUAUUUAGGUUUCGGAUUUAAUAGGUGGGUAGAUACCCUGCUGAGGUCUCCAAAAAGUUUGGUGUCCAGAGUGAAUUUUGCAGUCGGAGGCCUUAUUUUUCAGCUAUCUAUGUAUAUUAAAACUGACACCUGAAAAAGGCCCCAUAGUCAGGGAUGAAAUGGGCACUCAAGUGCUGGAAGAAACCCACUUAGAUCUUCUCAAGGCGUUCAGACUUUCGCCUCUAUUGAACUGGAUCCUUUUAUGUCCUCCAGUUUCAUUUUACCCUGAUUUCGUUCCACAGCACACGCACGCCGAUGAUCUCAAAAGGCUGUGUUAGGAGAACCCCACCCUUCUUCUGUCUUCCUGAACGCACCAGCCUGCCCCAGUUUCCACCAAACAGUAUCUAACAUUUGCCAGUAUUUCUUGGUUUUUGUUCUGCACAUGCGCCCUGACUCUCUGCCGCUGUCGCGGUUUGCAGCUGCAAAACUAACGAAGCGUCCUUAGAAUGGCAUCACCCAAAUCUGCCGCAGGUCUAUCGUUUCGGUCAAAAAAGCAAGUUGGGGAAGUUGUGUUUCACUACCAAUCAACUCCCCUUUUUUGUAGCUGGAGUGGCCUUAAAGCAUUGCUCCAACUUCUUUCUGGGACAAAACAUGCCGGAUCACGCCUGUACGGCUCCUCUACGACGGGGUUGUCCUGUUCCAGAGGCCGAAUAAGGUCAUCAGGUUUGUGGAAAAGAGGUAGGUGGGCUGAGUCGGUGGAGAACCGCUCGUCUCCAGGGAGGGCACAGAGGACUUUUCUUCCUGUGGUUCUUCAAAGGAGAGAAACCUAGUGGCCAGGGGAGCCAGGUAGUGAACUGGCAGGUAAAAGUGGGCCAGCUGGUCCAAUUUUUGCUGUUUGACACCGAAACUUCCAGGUGAGGGCUCUGCUUCUCUUAGGACAAGGGAGAAGAUGACAUGCGUUUACAGUCUAAGCCGCUUUCUCCUUCAAGGCCAACGUCGUAGAAAUUAAGAUAAGCUUCCCCUUUGGGGUCGCUAAAUGGGUUGGGGGCUUUCCUUUCACCCACCCUUCCCCAAGUGAGUCCCCUGCACAGAUACUUGGCCCUUCAACCCCCCCUUAGCCCCAGCCAGGGGUUCCAAUGUUCAGGAAUUCUGGGAGUUGUUGCCUGCCAACGUCUGAAGCGUAGCUGAUCUGUGCAGGGCACCCCCUUGAGCAAGACUGCUGUGGGCCCAAUCCAGCGCUGGAGCUGGGUUGGAUGUGAGUCCUUAGCGCAAGGGGAUCCCAGUGUCAGCAUACGCCAAGCCUGAUUUGAUCUGUUUGGAGGAGGAAGAGGGAAUAAAGUGAUGGGGGGACAGUGGUUUUUCCUUCCUAGGUGGCAAAAAUCGGGUGGAAUCCAAACCCUAAACUUCCAGGUCUCCCCUAAAAAACUUCUGAAAAAGGGCUGAGGGCCCCAUUGCUCCAGCUUUCCGGUGGUGGGCUCUGGUGGAAACGGUAUCUUCCAGUCCGUCAGUCUGGCAGGGUGCUGAGACGGGGAGGGGAAUCUUGUCUGUCUGUCCUUUCAGCACUUCUGUGCCUUUUUAUAUUUGCUGCGGGGUUUUUUUUAAGGGUUUCCGUGAAUAAGUAAGAUACUUAACCACUUAAGUGCUGCCUCUCCCCUGCUUUUUUUUCCUGUAGCAGGUUCUUAAUAAACUGCAACUUUUGCUUUA
This is a messenger RNA of Varanus komodoensis (Komodo dragon), 4046 nucleotides long. RefSeq names its product RELA proto-oncogene, NF-kB subunit (gene RELA). The transcript has 11 exons. The record is from RefSeq and is a predicted model, not a curated record. Lineage: Eukaryota; Metazoa; Chordata; Lepidosauria; Squamata; Varanidae. Gene Ontology annotation, molecular function: RNA polymerase II cis-regulatory region sequence-specific DNA binding; DNA-binding transcription factor activity, RNA polymerase II-specific. The coding region runs from base 77 to 1747 and encodes 556 amino acids. Gene Ontology annotation, biological process: regulation of transcription by RNA polymerase II; innate immune response; response to cytokine. Gene Ontology annotation, cellular component: cytoplasm.